AUGUUGGGGAUUUCUGAGAUUUUUAUGGCUCUAGUAGUAUGUCUCCUGAUUUUGCAGUUCCUAAAGCUGCAAUGGAUGCGGACCCAGCUUCCUCCAGGACCAGUUCCUCUCCCCAUCAUUGGAAAUUUGUGGCUGCUGGACUUCAAACUUCGUCGAGAAACUCUCACUAAGUUAACCAACAUCUACGGAAACAUCUACACACUGUGGAUGGGACAGACACCUAUGGUUGUACUGAAUGGAUACAAAGCAGUAAGAGAUGGCCUUGUCACCCACUCAGAGGAAGUUUCUGGAAGACCUCUCACCCCAUUCUACAGGGAUAUGAUGGGCGAGAAAGGUAUUUUCCUGACAAGUGGCCACACCUGGAAGCAACAGAGACGCUUUGUCAUGACAAUUGUAAGAAGCCUGGCACUCGGAAAGAACAAUUUGGAGCAUCAAAUUCAAACAGAGGCCUGUCGCCUUGUGGACAUCUUUGCAAACACAAAAGGCAAACCUUUUGACCCCCACACUUCCAUCGUCCAUGCCAUUGCAAAUAUAAUUUGUGCUGUUGUUUUCGGUCAUCACUUCUCCAGUGAGGAUGAAUCUUUCAGCAAACUUAUCAAAGCCAUUUAUUUUGUGAUCUACUUUCAAGCUACUAUCUGGGGCAGGCUGUAUGAUGCUUUCCCAUGGCUUAUGCACCAUCUCCCAGGGCCUCAUCAGAAAGUGUUUGCAUACAACGACUUCAUGCACAGUUUAGUCAUGAAGGAGGUCCAGGCCCAUGAGAGGGAGAAGGCAGGUGAUCCACAGCAUCUCAUUGACUUCUACCUAGCUCAAAUAACAAAAACCAAAGAUGACCCUACUUCUACGUUCAAUAAAGACAAUAUGGUUCAGACCGUGGUUGAUCUUUUGCUGGGAGGGACAGAAACAACAAGCACCACCCUUCUCUGGGCAUUGCUCUAUAUGGUACAACAUCCAGAAAUACAAGAAAAGGUUCAGAGAGAGAUAGAUGAUGUUGUGGAACCCUCCCAUCCCAUCAGCUAUGAGGACCGUAAGAAGCUGCCGUACACCAACGCGGUGAUUCACGAGGCUUUGCGGUACAGCAACGUUACCUCUGUCGGGGUCCCCCGACAAUGCGUGAGGAGUACAACUCUGCUGGGCUUCCACAUAAAAAAGGGCACACUUGUAUUGCCAAAUCUGCACUCUGUGGUGUAUGACUCUGAGCACUGGGCGACUCCUUGGAAGUUCAACCCAAAUCAUUUCCUUGAUUUGGAUGGCAACUUUGUAAACAAAGAGGCAUUCUUACCUUUCUCAGCAGGGCAUCGUGUGUGUUUGGGGGAACAGAUGGCACGAAUUGAACUGUUCAUCUUCUUUACCAACCUCCUUCGGGCAUUUACAUUCCAGCUGCCUGAGGGAGUAAAGGAAAUCAGUUCAGAGUAUGUUUUGGGUGCAAUACUGCAGCCUCAUCCAUAUCAACUCUGUGCUAUUCCACGCUAGUCUGCAACAUGCUACAAUGCAGAGGGACUUCAACCUGUCAAUAACUGCAGAUCCUUUAAAAAUACACACCACUAUCUCAAUAGCAUUCAAAUAUAGGUAGCUCAGCACAGCAAACUAAUCAAGUGUUUUUGUUCAGGAGGUCUGACCUCAAGUACUGAACUUUUUUAAAUAAGUGUACUUGCCAAAGCUCAUAUAAUUGUGUCUUAGGCAUAUACAAGUACACAAUAAUACAUUUCAGAAAAAAAAUGUAUUUUCACACUCACAGUAGCAAUGAAUUAGAUGUAGGAUUUUAGAGAAGUGAACUGUAUCAAGCAGUUUCCUGCAUAUGUGCUCUGUCAGGUAUCACACUUAAAAUUUUCAGUAAGCUGUUACUCCUCUGAGUUCACAGGUCUUUUCUUACAUCUUCUUGCAGAAGGUAACAGAGGACACACACUUAGUUGAUGACUCUUUUUCCUUUCACACUCCUAUAAGCAUUAUAUAGUGUAGCAUAAACUUCACACAGGCACAGAUGACUCCAGAAUGGGGCCUCUCAUUACCACGGUCCAUUUAGAAAUCCUUACACCUGGUUUUACUUCCUCAGUAUCCAAUUCCUGUGUUAUCACAACUCGAGUCCCUGUGCUUUCAUGAAACAUUCCUUCUUCUGUUUAUAAAUACUAUUAUAUGAUCCAAUAAUUUCCUAUGUGAAAAGGACCAGCCUUUCAAGAAAUUAAGAAAAUAAAUGAAAAUGUCAACAUUUGUUAAAGCA
This is a messenger RNA of Chiroxiphia lanceolata (lance-tailed manakin), 2215 nucleotides long. Its product is annotated as cytochrome P450 2J2-like. Gene Ontology annotation, biological process: arachidonate metabolic process; xenobiotic metabolic process. The transcript is spliced from 9 exons. The coding region runs from base 1 to 1470 and encodes 489 amino acids. Gene Ontology annotation, cellular component: cytoplasm; intracellular membrane-bounded organelle. Gene Ontology annotation, molecular function: iron ion binding; heme binding; oxidoreductase activity, acting on paired donors, with incorporation or reduction of molecular oxygen, reduced flavin or flavoprotein as one donor, and incorporation of one atom of oxygen. NCBI's taxonomy places the organism in Eukaryota, Metazoa, Chordata, Aves, Passeriformes, Pipridae. The record is from RefSeq and is a predicted model, not a curated record.